This is a messenger RNA of Erigeron canadensis, 1914 nucleotides long. Its product is annotated as protein DGS1, mitochondrial-like. Gene Ontology annotation, cellular component: mitochondrial outer membrane. The transcript has 14 exons. Lineage: Eukaryota; Viridiplantae; Streptophyta; Magnoliopsida; Asterales; Asteraceae. The record is from RefSeq and is a predicted model, not a curated record. The coding region runs from base 1 to 888 and encodes 295 amino acids.
AUGAAGGAUAUCUGGAAGCAUAACUUAAACAAUUAUCAUGCUAUUCAGCUGAGAUCAAAAGAACUCGCUGCACAACAUCCGAGCUCCAGAGAUUCCGAUCCAGCCUAUCCCAUCUUGGAUAUUCUCAACUUCAACUUGGCUAUUUUUUUAUCAAAGUUCUAUGUCGAGCUUCAUAGAUAUGACAACAAAAAGCCUGCAGCACAAUCUCUAUUACUGCGCACUAUCAAUGAUUACUUUCUGGUAUUGAAAAAUAAGAUCGGCAAAACUCAUUUGGGAUCUUUGUCGUUUGCGCGGCUGCCAUAUGAACACAUUGACUAUCUUAACCAUACUCAACUCACCGAAGCUGUUGAUGUGAUUUCAUCAAAUCUAAACAAGCUAGACCAAUUUUUAUCUUUGCUGCUCACCAAUGAGCACGAGCAGAAGAUAAAGUCUCGGCGCUUGAUGCACUACACCUUUGGGGCUAUUGGAAUUUCAGUUCUUUCAUUGUGGCUUCUGCGUGAUGGUAGACUUUCAGGCAUCAUCAGUAACUGGGUCCUCGAGACAAAAGAUUCAACAGUUCGGUUUUUGAGGGACAAUGUCGAGCAACCGCUUAUGUACAUAAGAGAUGGACUUGUCGAGGCAUACAGCGACAGUAACACUAGCAGGGGAGUGAUAGAAUCCAAACGACUGCAAGCAACUUCUGAUUCACUACACGGCAUGUUGUUGGACUUUGGCGAACUAACAGGUCUAAAGUUCCCACCAAAUGCAUCAGACGAAGAAAUGUAUAAUAUUGUAGAGAAAAGUUUCGGAGAGCAACGAAGUCUUUUUGGGGGAGUAUCUGCUCAUUCAAUGCUUAGCCAACUCUUGAAGCUAAAUCUUGAAGUUGAAAAGACAAUCCCUAAUCUGUAAUACCACUUAUUGUUGGCCCGUCAGAGCAAGUUUGUCAUUCUUGCUUUUAUACCGACAAUCUUUCUCUCUCUCGGUGUGGGUAUACUAUCAUAUGCAUUGGACAAACUGGGUACUAGGAUGACAAAAUACAAGGAGAGAAUUGGUCAAGCUGAAAGAACACGGCUACUAUUGGUUGUUGAGAAGUAUGUUGGGAAGCAAAAGAUCCCUUUGUCUUCAUGUCCGGGGGCUUGGGAGGAUCCUGAUUAUGAAAAUGGAUUGCUUUUAUACUACUUGGAUCAGCUUUACAGAGCAGUAAAGAAGCAAUCAAACGCACUUGGUGACUGGCGGGCUGACUGGCUUCGCUGGAGCCGUUAUAUUGAAUUCCUGGGGGACCCAAAUGGUGAGACUUCGCACAAGCUAGAAUUAAUAUAUCAAUUUCAAAUGGACGUCCCUUAUUUGUUUUCGCUGGAAUCGCUCGAGGCUUAGAGCAUGGUGCUGUGGAGUAGGGGUGUACACGGGGGUUGAAAACCGGCAUGACCCGGCCCGAACCGCCAUGACCCGUAACCCGAAAAUGCUUGAAAAGUGGAACCGAAACCCGGCCCGUUGAACCUCGGGUCGGGACGGGUUUUAGCGGGUCGGGUUCGGGUUUUAAGGGUUGACCCGAAAAUGGACUUUACUUGUUGGGCUUCUUUGAUCUACAUGUACUUCUGAUGAUGGAUAUACAUAAAAUUAGAAACAAUUAUUGCUAGAAAUGCAAUACAUAUUACAGAAAUGGAUUUUUGGUGGUUUUUUGUGAAGUGGGUUAACUAGUGAAGUGGUGCUUUUCGUAACUAGAGAGAGGGAGAAAUUGGAUUUUGUGAAAUGUGUGUUAUGUGGUGGGGUGGAAGUCACGUUCCUUUUAAAAGUGGAGUAGGUGUAGGUUGAUUAUUUUUUUUUUUAAUGGCAAGUAGAUAUAGAUAGCUAGAUAGAGGUUGUAAAUAAAAAUGUGCAGGAAGUCAUGUGACUCUUUUACACAUUCAAACAAAAUAAUUUUAUUGACUUUAUGUA